GCAGCCCCCAGCCAUGGAGGCGCGGGUCGGGCUGCGUGGGGCGGGGGGAAGCUGAGGACUGGUGAGUGCCCCCCGCGGCCAGGAGCGCCGGAGGAAGGACCGCGCCGAGCCCCUGACAGGUGUCCCCGCCGUAAGUGCCCUUACGCAGUAACUCCGAGACUGACAGACGUCGCGAUCGUUCUUGCUGCGGCGAUCUUCAACGAUGAUGUUGGCAGAGCAAGCCCAGAAGUGGUUCCCAACUCACGUGCAAGUGACGGUCCUUCAAGCCAAAGGUCUGAAGCCAAAAGGUAAAAAUGGCAGCAACGAUGCCUACACCAUCAUACAGCUGGGCAAGGAGAAGUACUCCACCUCGGUGGCUGAGAAGACCCUGGAUCCCGUCUGGAAAGAGGAGGCCUCCUUCGAGCUCCCUGGAUUACUCAUGCAGGAGAAUCCAGAAAAAUACAUCCUGUGCCUGAUUGUCAUGCACAGGUCGCUGGUGGGGCUGGACAAGUUUUUGGGACAGGUGGCGAUAAGUCUGAAUGACAUAUUUGAAGACAAGCAAAGACGGAAAACAGAGUGGUUUCAUCUGGAGUCCAGACAAGGGAAGAGAACUAAAGACAGAGGAGAAAUAAAGGUCAAUAUUCAGUUUAUGAGGAAUAACAUGACAGCAAGUAUGUUUGAUUUGUCAAUGAAGGACAAAACCAAAUCCCCUUUUGCUAAACUAAAAGACAAAAUGAAAGGUCGAAAAAAUGAUGGGACGUUUUCAGAUACCUCCUCUGCAAUCAUCCCAAGUACUCACAUACCUGAUGCGAACAUAGAGGUAUGUAGUGGUGAAGUACAAAUGAAAUCAAAACCAAAAAAACCUUUCCUUUUGGGACCUCAGCGGCUAUCCUCAGCUCAUUCGAUGUCAGAUUUAACAGGAUCACAUGUCUCCUCAGAAAAAAUGAAAUCCAGCACAGUUGGCUACUCUCAUCUUUUCAGGCGUCAGCUAGACUCUUUCGGUUCAGUUGAUGAAGGUGGGAGUCUAAAAUCUCCACAUAGAAGGACAUUAAGUGUUGAUACUUCUAAAAUGAACCAGCUUGACAGCACAGUUGAUGAAACUGCACUUGAAGCACAGAAUGAUCCAUUUACCAAUGUGAGUGCUUCAUUACCCCAAAAAUUUGCUACGCUGCCAAGACAGAAGAAUCCAUUUGAAGAAAGCCCAGCAACAUGGGAUCAGAACAUAAGUCUGUUUUCCAAACCUGUCGAAAUCAGAAAAGAAAUUAAAAGAGAAAAAAAAGAGAAAGUUAGUCUUUUUGAAAGAGUGACUGGAAAAAAAGAUAGCAAGAGGUUAGAUAAACUUAGCAAUGGGGGAUCAGACGGUUCUACUGACUUGAAAUCACCUAGUGCGUUUGGUGAAACUCGUCGGGAGAGUUUUGAUUAUGAUUCGACUAAUCCGUUUAUGACAAACUUCAAGCCUACAAGCAUGUUGCCAUCUUCAAGUUUUAAUAUGAAUCCUUCUGGCAUCGAGGACCUCAGGAAAACAAUGGAUGGAAAUCCAUUUGAUGCCACUGCAGGAUAUCGUAACCUUACUUAUGAAGAGGUUUUGCAGGAGCUGGUGAAACAUAAAGAGCAACUUAAGAAGAAGGACACCCAUAUUCGUGAACUUGAGGAUUACAUUGAUAAUCUUCUCGUACGAGUAAUGGAAGAAACACCUAGUAUUCUCAGAGUGCCAUACGAACCUUCUCGAAAAGCUGGCAAAUUUUCCAAAAGCUAAGAUAGCGAUACUUAAUGGUACUUUCUGCUGAAUACAUUAGUGGAAGGAAAUCACACUUUAAUAUUUUGACUUCUCUUCAUUCCUUUUCUCCUAAGAAAUUCCAGGAAUCAGGGGAGGAUGGGACUAUGGCAUGGGGGUUUUUUUGUUUAUUUUUUACUCCAAACACUAGCAGGGACUGCCAAAAGUAAUAUUCUGUUAGAUUAUCUAAAUAACUUUUUUUUUCUCUUUGAAAACACCUUUAGGUACAGAAUACUUAGAGUAGGGUUAAUAAUACACAUUAAAAUAUGUCCAUGCAGUUUAUAUAAUAGCUUAGUAUUCACCAUGUGGCAGUUUCAACUGGGAAGCCUGUGCUGUUAUGAAUGUUUUCUUGAAUGAUUAUUGGUGUUAUGCAAAUCUAUCGAUAAUGAUAUUACAGCAUGCAUCAAGACCACUGUUUUCAAGCCAGUGUAGUAUACUUUACUAACCUGAGUGUGUUUUGUUGCAAUGGAAUGUAGUUUGUUCUACACAUAUUAGAGGAAAACAGCGGUGCACAAUCUUUGAGGAGUAAAUGCUGUAUUCUAUACAAUGUGCUUUUUGUAUAAAAAUGUAAAAAAUACCAUGCCAUUUCAGUAAUGGCACAUGCUGGAAUCAGUUAUUUUACACUUAAACGCUAAAUUUUAUGUAUAAUGAUUGAACUUUGGUAGUGAGCUCAUGACACAAGGUUGUUUUGAAGAUCUUUUUGUAUGAAGUUAUUGCAUGCCUUUUUAUGUGUUAAAGUUCUUUGAACAGUGUUAAUAGAGUCGGAGGUAGGACUGGAGAAAAGUAUGGAAUAAAGAUAUGAAUACUUUGUUCAGUCAGAGUCUGCUACAGUGAAAAUGUAGGAGAAAUGAACAGACUGAAUUAAAUAGACAUGAUAA
Messenger RNA from Athene cunicularia (burrowing owl), 2631 nucleotides. RefSeq names its product RAB11 family interacting protein 2 (gene RAB11FIP2). The coding region runs from base 203 to 1735 and encodes 510 amino acids. The record is from RefSeq and is a predicted model, not a curated record. The transcript has 5 exons. Gene Ontology annotation, molecular function: small GTPase binding. Gene Ontology annotation, biological process: regulated exocytosis. Lineage: Eukaryota; Metazoa; Chordata; Aves; Strigiformes; Strigidae. Gene Ontology annotation, cellular component: endosome; phagocytic cup.